Ceratotherium simum simum (southern white rhinoceros) is the source of this 439-nucleotide messenger RNA. RefSeq names its product BLOC-1 related complex subunit 8 (gene BORCS8). The record is from RefSeq and is a predicted model, not a curated record. Gene Ontology annotation, cellular component: BORC complex. Lineage: Eukaryota; Metazoa; Chordata; Mammalia; Perissodactyla; Rhinocerotidae.
UUCUGGUUCCGGUCCUCGGAAUAGGGACGGUGUCGCUAUGGAGGAACCGGAGAUGCAGCUCAAGGGGAAGAAAGUCACCGACAAAUUUACCGAGAGCGUCUAUGUCCUAGCCAAUGAGCCGUCCGUGGCCCUGUAUCGCCUGCAGGAGCACGUGCGCCGCUCUCUGCCUGAGCUGGCCCAGCACAAGGCUGACAUGCAGCGGUGGGAGGAGCAGAGCCAGGGAGCCAUCUACACAGUGGAGUAUGCCUGCAGCGCCGUGAAGAACCUUGUUGACAGCAGCGUCUACUUCCGCAGUGUGGAGGGUCUCCUGAAACAGGCCAUCAGCAUCCGGGACCACAUGAACGCCGCCACCCAGGGCCACAGCCCCGAGGAACCGCCCCCACCCUCCUCGACCUGAUCCCAGAAGAGACUUGGAGGUGCUUCGGCCCCUCUAACCCAG